Messenger RNA from Chanos chanos (milkfish), 2181 nucleotides. RefSeq names its product ADP-ribosylarginine hydrolase (gene adprh). The record is from RefSeq and is a predicted model, not a curated record. Lineage: Eukaryota; Metazoa; Chordata; Actinopteri; Gonorynchiformes; Chanidae. Gene Ontology annotation, biological process: protein de-ADP-ribosylation. Bases 193 to 1260 code for a protein of 355 amino acids. The transcript has 8 exons. Gene Ontology annotation, molecular function: ADP-ribosylarginine-[protein] hydrolase activity; magnesium ion binding.
UAACAUAUUUGUAACUUAAUUAAACUUUGUAUAUUGGUCUGCCUGUUGAAAAUAAGAUUGUACAAGACAACAAAUCAAGUCUGAGGUGCGAGCGAGGGGUUAUAUGUUUGAGUGAAGUUGAUUUUGUGACCGCGACGUGUGCCCGUGGCUCUGCCUAGUACCAGCUCUCUACACCCGGCGAAGACUCUCACCAUGGACCGCUCUGCUUCUCUGCAGGACUACAAGGCUGGCAUGCUGCUUAGUGGGGUGGGGGAUGCACUUGGCUACCGGAACCAGUUGUGGGAGUACAACCAAUCUGGGCCAGUUAUCCACAAGGAGCUAGAGGAGCUGGGAGGGCUCAAAAACAUCACUGUCCAACUCCCUGAUUGGCCGGUCAGCGAUGACACAGUCCUCCACCUGGCAACUGCUGAAGCACUAGCAACAGGAAAGGAAGGGGAGGAGCUACUGCAUGAAGUGGCCUUUCGUUAUGUAGAGGGAAUGAAGGACAUGGAGGGGAGGAAACCUGGACCAUCAAGCAUCUUGGGUGUGUCACAGCUGCGCCCAGGCACUGAGGGAGGUUACAGAGUGCCCUACAACCCUGAGGGCACAGGGUGUGGGGCUGCCAUGAGGUCUAUGUGCAUUGGAUUAAGGUAUCCUCGCCCUGAGCAGCUGUCCUCGUUGGUCGCUGUUGCCGUGGAGACAGGUAGAAUGACCCACCCCCAUCCAACCGGAUUUCUCGGUGCAGUUGCAGCAGCGCUAUUCACAGCCUAUGCCAUCCAGCGCAGGCCAAUGGAAAGUUGGGGUGUGGGACUGGUGAAAGAGGCCUGUCCAGUGGCGAAGAGCUUUGUGCAGUCUCAGGGAUAUGCAGUCACUGAGACAGAGAGAGACUGGGCGUACUUCAGCGAGAAGUGGGAAUGGUAUUUGGAGCAGAGGGGCCUGUCCAAUGGCAAAGGGCCAGUAAUCUGGCCCGAAAAAUACGGGCCAGAAGAAAGGGACGAGGCCUAUAAGAGCUUCAGCUUAUCUGGAUGGGCGGGCCGCAGUGGUCACGACGCGCCAAUGAUAGCCCUGGAUGCCUUGCUAGGAGCAGGGUCAAACUGGGAAAAGCUUAUGAGCCGAGCAGGAUUCCAUGGAGGUGACAGUGAUAGCACUGCAGUGAUUGCCUGCUGCUGUUGGGGUCUGCUCUAUGGACUAGAGGGAGUUCCAGAGUGUAACUAUAAGAAGCUGGAAUAUAGGGACAGGCUGGAGAAAAGUGCUGAGAAACUCUACGCCCUGUCACAUUAAGGCACUUGUUUAAGAAAAGUGCCAUCACAUAGCCACACUCACAACGAGUUCUUCUAGCAGUGUGGUGGCAUGCAAGGGUUUCCUCUUUUGUGAAUGUAGCACAAAUCCAUAUCAGUGCCCCAAAAUGGAAAAUGUUCUCACAUGUAAAGAAAGGUGGUAACCCCACUUACAUGAUUAAGAGAGUAAAAAGUGAUCCCCAGACUAAUACCAAUAGAAUAUGUUUACAGUGCAGUUCUACAACACCAUCAAAUUUCAGUCUCUCUUUAACAAUGUGUAGAUUGUAUGCUUGGAGAUUUGUCAAAUGAUGUGCAGCUACUAUUAUUGACCCAUCUAACAUUCUUGUGCGUUAGCCAAAUGGGGCAAACAAAUUCAGAAAAACCUUUAUUCACAUAUAGUGUUUUUUUUUAAACCUUGGCCCCCUAGAUAGUUUGAAGACCAUCAACUGUAAUGUGUUCUUAUAAUACUGCACUUCUUGUAAUAUUACUUAACUGAGCCAUUCACAUUUUCUGAUUCACUGAAUCUUAAACUUUGUUAAUAGGAUCAUUACUAAGUGCUUAAUUUGUUCAUGUUUGCACUGCAAAACUGCAAUGUAGCGUAAACUAUCAUUUGAAAAUGUGUUUUGACAAGAUCUGCUGAAAAAGAUCUUUUCUCAUAUUCAUAAAACAUCUAGGCCUCAGUGGGUGAUUUGUUCUGUAAAAUUGGUUUGUUUUGUAAAAGCUAAAUGAGAAAUUAAAAGCUGAAGCUAAAUGUGAAAUUAAAUUGUUACUAGAAGAUAAUAAAAUGAAAUGGAAUGACUAUACAGGAUAAAAUUCUUUAGCAUAGACCAGAGCCAAGUUAAGCUUGAUACUUUAUUUUUUUGUCAUUGAUGUUUUUAUUGUUUUUUGAACUUUCCAUCAUGUUUAUUGUUUCCCUAAAUGGGGA